GGCAGGAUGGGAGGGGAAGCCAGGAAAGUGAUCUUCUUAGCUUGAGAGCAGACUGGCGGUGAGAGGACAGGACAGAUUCACAGCUCAUAAGUCCAAUGACACAUCAAGGGUAACAGGAACAUCCUCUUUUUGCUUUCUUAGAGCCUCUUUCAUUUCUUCCCCAUCACCUGGAUUCAGUGGGUGGCUGUGGGUUAGGGGCAUAUGGGUUGCCAUUAGGACGGUGGCAGGCGAGGCGACUCACGAUGGCCGUGGCUUUGGACGCAGUGUGGGUGAGGGUGAAGAAUGUCUGCAGACAGAACGGACUCCUCAUCCUGUCGGUGCUGGCUGUGGUCAUUGGAUGUCUGCUGGGAUUCUUCCUGAGGACGAGGUGUCUCACAGAGCAGGAGGUGAAGUACUUCCAAUUCCCAGGGGAGCUGUUGAUGAGGAUGCUAAAAAUGUUAAUUCUCCCCCUCGUAGUGUCCAGCUUGAUGUCAGGACUUGCAGCUCUAGAUGCCAAGUGUUCCAGCCGGCUCGGUCUGAUCACAGUGUCUUAUUACCUAUGGACCACGUUUGUGGCUGUGAUUGUGGGUAUCGUCAUGGUCUUAAUCAUCCACCCGGGUGGUGCAGCCCAGAAAGAACACUCUGAGGACAGUGGCAAGGCUAUUAUGAGUUCUGCUGAUGCUUUGCUAGACCUCAUCCGCAACAUGUUUCCAGAUAAUCUGGUUCAGGCCACAUUUCAACAGUAUAGAACAAAUAGCGAGUCCCUUGUGAAACCCAAGCCGACGGUGAGUCAGGUCCAAUCAGAAGUCACCACAACACAGCGAGCGCUCGUUUAUGGCGUCCAGGAUGAUAACGGCACUGACAUCCAGAACUUUGCACUUGACCUGACUCCACCCCCUGAUAUGCUAAUAAGCACACGAAAAGGAACAAGCGAUGGAAUGAAUGUCCUUGGGAUUGUCAUCUUUUCAGCUACAAUGGGUAUCAUGCUUGGAAGGAUGGGUCCAAAUGGAAGCACAUUGGUUAAUUUCUGCCAGAGCCUGAAUGAAGCUGUUCUCAAAAUUGUGGCCAUUGUGAUCUGGUACUUCCCGUUUGGCAUCGUGUUCCUGGUGGCUGGUAAGAUCUUGGAGAUGAGUGAUCCAUCAGCCAUGGGGAAGAAGCUUGGUUUUUAUGCAGUCACUGUGGUGUUUGGUUUGGUGCUGCACGGAUUAUUCAUCCUGCCAGCAAUGUACUUCUUCAUUACCAAAAAGAGUCCCAUUGUGUACAUACGUGGAAUCCUGCAAGCCCUGCUCAUUGCUCUGGCAACCUCGUCAAGCUCUGCCACUUUGCCUAUAACAUUCAAGUGCCUCUUAGAGAACAACCACAUCGACCGCCGUAUCAUUCGUUUUGUGCUCCCCGUGGGAGCCACCAUCAACAUGGACGGCACUGCUCUCUAUGAAGCCGUGGCAGCCAUAUUCAUCGCACAGGUCAAUAAUUACGAGCUGGACUUUGGUCAGAUCAUCACCAUCAGCAUCACCGCAACUGCAGCCAGUAUCGGUGCAGCAGGAAUCCCACAGGCUGGACUGGUCACCAUGGUGAUUGUGCUGACAUCCGUUGGGUUGCCAACCGAUGACAUCACCCUCAUCGUGGCAGUAGACUGGGCACUGGACAGAUUCCGCACCAUGGUGAACGUAAUGGGGGAUGCUUUGGCCACGGGCAUCAUGGCACACAUCUGUAAGAAAGAGUUCAUGAAAGAGGGAGAUGGGGUGCCUUUGAUUUGUGAGAGUAAAACCACAAUGAACACUCCGCCUCUGAUGAACUGUCACAACAGCAACAGCAAUCACCGACUGCUGUCCUCCGGGGUCAAACCUGCUGCUGUCUCUCCUGAAGUGACCCGACUCAUACAGCUGGAGGAGGGCUUCCGGCCGCCGGUGGAAAAGAAGAAACCUUUGAUGGCUCCCAGGCACCUGAAGAAAGGCAAAAAGUACUGCACAAUCGACAUGAAUGGGCUGGAGACCAACGUAUAGCAUCCUGGUGGUGUUUCCUGCAAAGUUGGAUUAAAACCUGAGAACAAAAGGCCGUUUGUACAGAUGGAAAAACAACAACAACAAAAAAAUCUUGUCUUACUGAUGGAUCAAAACACACCGGUGACAAGAGGACGUGAAUAUUACAGGAAGCUGUUGGCUCGGCAUCCUGUGAGACUGAAUAUAAUCAUGUUGACAGUGGACUUUAUGACACCAAAA
Messenger RNA from Thalassophryne amazonica, 2198 nucleotides. RefSeq names its product solute carrier family 1 member 7b (gene slc1a7b). Gene Ontology annotation, cellular component: plasma membrane. The coding region runs from base 243 to 1982 and encodes 579 amino acids. Gene Ontology annotation, biological process: L-glutamate transmembrane transport. Lineage: Eukaryota; Metazoa; Chordata; Actinopteri; Batrachoidiformes; Batrachoididae. The record is from RefSeq and is a predicted model, not a curated record. The transcript has 11 exons. Gene Ontology annotation, molecular function: glutamate:sodium symporter activity; neutral L-amino acid transmembrane transporter activity; L-glutamate transmembrane transporter activity.